Lucilia sericata (common green bottle fly) is the source of this 533-nucleotide messenger RNA. Its product is annotated as adenylate cyclase type 5-like. The annotation marks the transcript as partial. Gene Ontology annotation, molecular function: adenylate cyclase activity. Lineage: Eukaryota; Metazoa; Arthropoda; Insecta; Diptera; Calliphoridae. Gene Ontology annotation, biological process: intracellular signal transduction; adenylate cyclase-inhibiting G protein-coupled receptor signaling pathway; cAMP biosynthetic process. The record is from RefSeq and is a predicted model, not a curated record. The transcript has 5 exons.
GACACCUACCAUUGGCAAGAGUUAUUUAGCUCGUUAAUGGCUUUAUUUUUAUCCAAUCUGACCGGCAUUUAUACGCACUGGCCCAAAGAGAAGGCACAACGUAAAGCUUUCAUUGAGACACGUCAAUGUAUAGAGGCUCGUUUGCGUACGCAACGUGAAAAUCAGCAACAGGAACGUCUUUUAUUAUCGGUUUUACCGCGACACGUUGCCAUGGAAAUGAAAGAUGAUAUCGCAGGACAACCGCGUGAUACACAAUUUCACAAGAUCUAUAUACAAAGGCACGAGAAUGUAAGCAUUUUAUUCGCUGAUAUUUGCGGUUUUACAAGUCUGUCAGAUCAAUGUACGGCCGAGGAAUUGGUGCGUCUGUUAAAUGAGCUGUUCGCCAGAUUUGAUCGAUUGGCCGCCGAACAUCAUUGUUUACGUAUUAAAUUAUUGGGUGAUUGUUAUUAUUGUGUCUCAGGGUUACCAGAACCUAGACCGGAUCAUGCUCAUUGUGCUGUUGAAAUGGGAUUGGAUAUGAUUGAUGCGAUAGC